Molecule: messenger RNA, 1699 nt
Organism: Salvelinus namaycush (lake trout)
Lineage: Eukaryota; Metazoa; Chordata; Actinopteri; Salmoniformes; Salmonidae
Product: large neutral amino acids transporter small subunit 1-like
Exons: 10
Coding region: 152-1699 (515 amino acids)
Biological process (GO): neutral amino acid transport; amino acid transmembrane transport
Cellular component (GO): membrane
Molecular function (GO): neutral L-amino acid transmembrane transporter activity; L-amino acid transmembrane transporter activity
Source: RefSeq, a predicted model, not a curated record
ACAGCACAGAGCACGUGUUUCUGUGUCAGCAUCGUGUCUUUGCGCUUCAGGAGCGACAGACAGGAUCAUAAACAUUACAUCGGAGAAGAAAAAAAAAACAAGGAGAGACACAGACACCAAGCAAAAAGCCGUGUCCCCACAGGAGCGAGCAAUGUCAAGUUUAAAGAAAAGAUAUUCGAAUUCGUCAGCCGAACGGGAUGUGGAAGACAAGGAGGUUACGGAGAAGAUGCUCUCUCCAGUCGGAGGAGAGAAUGGAAACUCAAGCCGGAUGGGAAGCCCGGAUAAGGUACCCGGGGAAGAGAAGGUUGUCCUAGAAAGAACCAUUACCCUGGUGAAUGGCGUAGCUAUCAUAGUGGGUACCAUCAUCGGCUCGGGUAUCUUUGUGACCCCGACUGGAGUGGUGAAGGAAGCCGGGUCCGUCGGACUGUCCCUUGUCGUUUGGGCAGUGUGUGGCGUGUUUUCAACCAUAGGUGCACUGUGUUAUGCUGAGCUGGGCACCACUAUUUCCAAAUCAGGUGGAGACUAUGCUUACAUCCUUGAAGUGUAUGGUUCCCUGCCGGCUUUCCUGAAACUGUGGAUCGAGUUGCUCAUCAUCCGCCCGUCAUCGCAGUACAUUGUCGCGUACGUCUUCGCUACCUACCUUCUCAAGCCAAUCUUCCCUGACUGCCCUGUACCCGAGAAUGGAGCGAAGCUGAUCGCCUGUCUUUGCAUCUUGCUGUUGACUGCUAUAAACUGCUACAGUGUGAAGGCAGCCACGCGGGUCCAGGAUGCCUUUGCAGCUGCCAAGCUCUUUGCCUUGGGCCUCAUCAUCAUUAUUGGUUUUGUGAAGAUUGGCAAAGGUGACACAGUGAACCUCCUACCAGAAAAUUCUUUCAAGAAUUCAAAUUAUGACUUUGGGAACAUUGGUCUGGCCCUAUACAGUGGUCUGUUUGCAUAUGGGGGCUGGAAUUACUUGAACUUUGUUACAGAAGAAAUGAUUGAACCUUACAAGAACCUGCCUCGUGCUAUCAUCAUCUCCCUGCCCAUCGUCACUGUGGUGUACGUACUGACUAACCUGGCCUACUUCACCACUCUGAGUCCAGAAGAGAUGCUCAGCUCUGAGGCUGUGGCUGUGGACUUUGGAAACUACCACCUGGGCCCCAUGGCUUGGAUCAUCCCUGUGUUUGUGGGACUGUCCUGUUUCGGCUCUGUUAAUGGCUCUCUCUUUACAUCAUCCAGGUUGUUCUUUGUGGGCUCAAGAGAAGGCCACCUCCCCAGUCUGCUGUCCAUGAUCCACCCCGACCUGCUGACCCCUCUGCCGUCACUCAUCUUCACAUGCCUCAUGACGCUGCUGUACGCCUUCUCCAACGACAUCUUCUCUGUCAUCAACUUCUUCAGUUUCUUCAACUGGCUCUGUAUUGCCAUGGCGAUAAUCGGCAUGAUGUGGCUGCGCUACAAGAAACCUGAGCUGGAACGACCAAUUAAGGUGAAUAUCCUGCUGCCUAUCAGCUUUGUCCUGGCUUGUAUGUUCCUUAUCGUGGUGUCCAUCUGGAAAACACCUGUGGAGUGUGCCAUUGGCUUUGGCAUCAUUGCCACUGGAGUGCCAGUCUACUACAUUGGCGUUUGGUGGCAAAACAAGCCCAAAUGGCUCCUUCAGUUUAUCUUCUCUUCCACGGCGCUUUGCCAGAAGCUGAUUGGGGUGGUACCACAGGAAUCCUGA